Molecule: messenger RNA, 960 nt
Organism: Jaculus jaculus (lesser Egyptian jerboa)
Lineage: Eukaryota; Metazoa; Chordata; Mammalia; Rodentia; Dipodidae
Product: putative vomeronasal receptor-like protein 4
Exons: 1
Coding region: 1-960 (319 amino acids)
Biological process (GO): G protein-coupled receptor signaling pathway
Cellular component (GO): membrane
Molecular function (GO): pheromone receptor activity
Source: RefSeq, a predicted model, not a curated record
AUGAUUUGGAAUAACCUUACCCAGACAAUAAUCUGCCUUUUUCUUACUGGACCUGGAAUUAUGGGUAAUAUCUUAAUAUUCAUGAGACAUGUGUAUACUUUUGUCAUGGCAACUGAGAAAAAACCCAUAGACCUUAUCUUCACUCACUUAGCAUUUUCAAAUACACUCAUGAUUUGUAGCAUAGUUAUCAGAGAUACAGCCACAAUUUUUUAUUUCCAAAACUUCCUUGGGGAUGUUGGUUGUAAAACUGUGGUUUACUUGGUAAGGGUGGCUCGAGGCCUCUCCAUCUGCACCACUUGUCUCCUCAGCAUGUUUCAGGCAGUCACCAUCAAUCCUAGGGCCACCCUGUGGGAAAAACUCAAACCACAGACUGCAGGGCAGGUUCUUUUCUAUCUCCUCCUCUUUUGGAUCUUUAAUUCUCUGAUAAGCUCCAACAUGUUGUGCUACAUCACAGCAGGUAAUAAAAUGAACCAAUCUCAAUUUGACAAGUAUGGUGAAUAUUGUUAUAUGCUACCAUCUAGGCUAAUAGUGAGGUGGUCUUUCCUCUCUCUCAUGGCUCUCCGUGAUGUUGUCUUCCAGAGUCUCAUGGGCUGGAGCAGUGGGUCCAUGGCUCUGCAUCUGUAUAAACAUCAUAAGCGUGUCCUCUACCUUCAUAGCUACAGGUGUGUGAACAUUUCCAGCCCAGAAAUCAGAGCUACACGUAGUACCCUCAUCCUUAUGACCUGUUUCCUUUUCUAUUACUGGGCAGAUUUCAUCUUUUCCUUCUACACAGGUUCCAUGGUGACACAUGGUUCCAUGGAGACACAUGGCUCCAUGAUUCUAAAUAUUAAAACAUUCCUAGUACUUGGUUAUGCUGUUCUCAGUCCCUUCAUCCUUAUCACCAGAGAUGUCCAUGUGACUAGAUCCUCAAAUAUUCUCAAGGUGUUACAGAAAUUAGACUCUAAGCCUAUUUCUCCAUGA